Molecule: messenger RNA, 2337 nt
Organism: Papaver somniferum (opium poppy)
Lineage: Eukaryota; Viridiplantae; Streptophyta; Magnoliopsida; Ranunculales; Papaveraceae
Exons: 7
Coding region: 28-2079 (683 amino acids)
Cellular component (GO): nuclear pore
Source: RefSeq, a predicted model, not a curated record
GCUAAUGAAGGUGUAGAGGAGGAAAACAUGAAUAACUCUGCACCCAUGAGUCCAGCACUUGAGAUUCGUGACAGGAUUGUCAAUGGCAGAAGCAAUAUCCAAGUAAGAGCCCAACCUACGGACGAAAAUAACUUCGAAAAUCUUCCACCUGAAGCUGCAGCUCCAGAUACAAAUCACCAGGUUGUUGACUCUCAUCAGGUUAUAGGGAAAAAACGGGGUGAGAAGAUCAGAGAUUAUCAGCUGAUAAUGGACAUAAUACCACAGAAAAUGAAAUUUUCGGAUGGGUUUUCACCAGAUGCUAUAAGACCAUCAGGGAUUAGUACGAGUGAUACACCUCCAUUUAGCAGCAGGAGAGGUCUCAGAGUGGGUAAUACCCCAACUACCACUAGGCUGAGGUAUGCGAAGUCUGUAAGGUCACCGUCAGACUCCCCCAAGAGCAAUGGGUUUGUCGGUGAUAAUCAGUCAACCGGAGAAGUCAAAACACUGGAGAUUCCAGAUAAAGCGCGUCAGGGUACCUUAAGCUUCACAAGGGAUGAAGGAAAAGACACUACUAUCGUGCCAAGAGAAGCAAGAACCAAUUCAUCUGAUUGCAUAAUUCAGCAACUCAAGCACAGAAUAAAGAAGCUCCAGGGGGAGCUGAGAGAAACUGCUGCAAUGGAGCUUUCCCUAUAUUCAGUUGUUGCUGAGCAUGGGAGUUCUGUAAACAAAGUCCACGCUCCUGCUAGGCGCCUAUCUAGGCUCUAUUUACAUGCUUCAAAAAAUCCAUCACAAGUAAGCAGAGCAAGUGUGGCUAAGAGUAUAAUUUCGGGAUUACUUUUGGUCGCAAAAGCUUGUGGGAAUAAUGUCCCAAGGUUAACUUUCUGGUUGUCAAAUUCAGUUGUUUUGAGAGGGAUUAUUAGCUUGACUCUUGAGGAUUUCCAGCUACCAGUUUCUGCAGGACCACAUGUUGAAACCAAUGACGUUGUGAAUGGAAACUCCAAUAGAUCCUCAUUGAAAUGGAAGAAACCUCCUUCUAUGAAGAAGGAAAAUAAUCUUGGUUCUUCUGAUGUCUGGGAGGACUCAUGCACGUUUACAACCGCAUUAGAAAAGAUCGAAACCUGGAUCUUUUCUCGGAUAGUGGAAUCUAUUUGGUGGCAGACAUUGACUCCAUAUAUGCAGCCUGCUCCUGGUAAGUCACGUGGAAGGAGACAAUCUAGUUUUUCCAUGCAAGAGCAGGUCAACUUUUCUUUAGAUCUCUGGAAGAAAGCCUUCAAAGACGCCCGUGAAAGGCUUUGUCCAGUUCGAGCUUCAGGGCAUGAGUGUGGUUGCUUACCUCUGCUGGCUAGAUUGGUAAUGGAGCAAUCUGUUGCCAGAUUAGACGUGGCUAUGUUUAAUGCAAUUCUUCGUGAAUCAGUUGACGAGGUUCCAAUGGAUCCUGUAUCUGACCCAAUAAGUGAUUUAGAUGUACUUCCUAUUCCAGCUGGAAAAUCAAGUUUUGGUGCUGGUGCUCAACUGAAAAAUGCUAUUGGGAACUGGUCCAGAUGGCUUUCUGAUCUAUUUGGGUUAGAUGAUGAUGAUCACCACCAUGAUGACGAUGAAAGUGACUUUGAUAUCAGAGAGGAAUCUGAGAAAUCUUUCCGUCUUCUGAAUGCAUUUAGCAAUCUGAUGAUGCACCCAAAGGAUAUGCUCAUGGAUAGGGUCAUCAGAAGAGAGGUAUGUUCAACAUUUGAUGCUCCAAUGAUCAGGAGGAUUCUUCAAAAUUUUGUUCCCGAUGAGUUUUGUCCUGAGCCAGUUCCAAAUGAUGUGUUUGACACACUAAAUGCUGAGUGUCAGGAGCUUAUUGAGUGCGAGGAUGAAUUCAUCGAGAACUUCCCCCUUAACGCCACUCCUAUAACAUAUCAGCCACCUUCAGCAGAUUCUCUUUUGGAUAUCAUUGGAGAAGUUGGAAAGGAAACCCAACUGAGAAGAAGUGGGUUGUCUGUAGUCCGAAAAGCUUACACAAGCGAUGAUGAGCUUGACGAACUUGAUUCGCCUCUAAACUCAAUUAUAUUUGAAAAUUCACAGUCAUCUUCCGCACAAAAGUGGAUGACUACGACAUAAUACGGGGUUCAGCAAGUCAGCAGGUAUCAACUCCUUCGUGAGGUUUGGAAAGAAGCAGAUUAAGUUGUAGUAUACAAUAUGUAUUAGCAUCUUCCUCGAGGUAUUGUGUGUACCUAUGUAUUUUAUGUUCAACUAGUAAAUACAAAAAUAAACAUGUAACUCACACUGUAUUUAUUUUGUGGGUCUUGUAAAUUUUGGUUCCUUCUUGAGUUGAGGAUGAGAUCAGUAGUAAUUGCGAACUCUUUUCCUCUUAUCAUA